AUGGCUGCUGCACAUGAAGAAGGCGCGCCUCCACCGCACAACGACCACUUUAUCGCGGUCCACACCCCUAAAGUCAGCGCCGCGAGCAAGAAAAUGCUCGUCGACGUGCCCAAGAUGGGACUCACGUGGAACAUCGAGUCGGUCACUGUCGAGAUUCAGAAAAACCGCACGGAAAAGUUCACCAAAACGAUCCUAAAGGACGUCAAGGGCGAAGCGCAACCAGGUCAAAUGAUAGUCAUCAUGGGGCCGUCCGGCGCCGGCAAGUCGUCUCUUCUCGACGUCAUCGCGGGCCGAAACUUAAAGUAUCAAGGCUCUGUGCUCGUCAACGGCCAGCCGUGGAACCAGAGCAUGAACCGCCGUGCGUGCUACGUCAUGCAAGACGACAUCUUUUAUUACACGCUGACCGUGAAAGAGCACUUGAUGUUUCAAGCCGACUUGCGCAUGGGCAAUGCAUCGUCGCCGACCGAGCGGGCGGAGCCUCGGCCUCAAAAGAGCCAAGACACGCCGAUCGGGAACGAAGCGAACCGCGGUAUCUCGGGCGGCGAGCGCAAGCGUCUGAGUUUCGCGACCGAGCUUCUCACCAACCCGUCGCUUUUGUUUGUCGACGAGCCGACGUCGGGUCUCGACAGCUACAUGGCCGAGUCGGUCAUGUUGCAGCUCCAAAAGCUCGCACAAGAAGGGCGCACGGUCCUAGCGACGAUCCAUCAGCCGUCGUCCGAAAUUUUUGCUCUCUUCGAUCGUCUCUACCUUCUCUCGAAUGGCCGCACCGUCUACAGCGGGAAAGCCUCCGAGUCGGUCGCGUACUUUGCCGCGAUGGGAUACCAAUGUCCGACGUACAUGAACCCGACGGACUACUUUAUGCGACAAAUCAUUGUCUUGGACCUUGAGAGCCCCGAUGCGGCGCGGGUGGCUGCGAUCGCCGACGCGUGGGCAACGAGGGCAAUCGCGCCGACGGUACCCAGUGACGCGCGGGCACUCGAUGCGAGCAUGGAAGAGUACAAGGAGACGCGAUUGGGACUUUUGGGGCAACUCCGCGUCCUUUGCCAGCGCAACUUGCUGCGUAUAGUGCGCGACAAGAUCGCGUUCAAAGCGCGCUGCUUCCAGAGCCUCUUCAUCUCGGUCAUUGUCGGUCUCGUGUACCUCAACUUGACCCUGUCGCAAACGGGGCUCCAAAGUUUCUCGGGUGUCCUCUUUUUCAUCUCGAUCAACCAAGUGUUUUCGAGUGCCAACUCUGAGUUCAUUUCCGUGCCGUUGGAGCUGCCCAUCAUGCUUCGCGAGUGGAACGCGGCCUUGUACCGGUCGAGCACGUGGUACUUUGCCAAGAACAUUUCCGAGGUCAUCUUCCAGCUCUUCUUCCCGAUGCUCUUUUGA
Saprolegnia parasitica CBS 223.65 is the source of this 1371-nucleotide messenger RNA. RefSeq lists its product as hypothetical. The transcript has 2 exons. The coding region runs from base 1 to 1371 and encodes 456 amino acids. Gene Ontology annotation, cellular component: membrane. Gene Ontology annotation, molecular function: ATP binding; ABC-type transporter activity; ATP hydrolysis activity. The record is from RefSeq and is a predicted model, not a curated record. NCBI's taxonomy places the organism in Eukaryota, Oomycota, Saprolegniomycetes, Saprolegniales, Saprolegniaceae.